This is a messenger RNA of Amoebophrya sp. A120, 3410 nucleotides long. NCBI's taxonomy places the organism in Eukaryota, Dinophyceae, Syndiniales, Amoebophryaceae. The record is from the annotation of a GenBank genome assembly.
CUUGUCCGUCGUGGCGCGAUUGGAUCUGCAGAGUUUCACACUUCAUUACAGUUUCUCAACACAGGAUGGAUCUCCACGAGGCGCACGUGAAACUGGAACAGUUGGACUUCCGGGGUAUCUCGGUCCUCGUUCAAAACCUGCAGAGAAGCGCAAAUCUGCACUCGAGCAGCAAGGUGCGGGUGGCCAAGCGGUUGAAGCGGUGCUUGCACUUACUUUUGAACGAGGAGCCCUCCGUCCGUGGGGUGCUACUCGCGAGCAGCGUGCGAGAGAGUAAACAAGAAAAUGACCACACCGCGGAGCAGCAGCCGGAGCCGCACGUCGCGACGUCGAGUCCAGUGAAAGAAAAACCGCUCGCACUCGCUGGAGCAGAGUCCCCCGUCGUUUUGGAUCAUGUGCAGCUUCCUGAUAGUACAACAAAUACCAAACACGAACCCGAGCAGGACGAGACGCCGACCAGUGGCGCUUUGCUGCAGCACUUUUCUCCGCCGGGACGGGCGGGAAAGGGAGAGCAGAACUUCGUAGCACCUCCCGGGAUCGUGAAAGUAGUAGAUUCUGCCCCUGCGGUCGACGUGGACCUCCAAAUACCCGUUGUACCACUCUUUUCUUCUUCUACUUCAUCGUCUUCUGAGGGGGUGGCAACCACAGGGGAACACGGAGCCGUGGUACAAAUCAACAUGCCCCCGGCCCCGGCCCCCGCGUUCGUGGGAGUAGAGAAUGACGAAGACGAAGACCAAGAACCCAAAUCGGUUCUGGACGUGUUCGAUCUGUGGGAGCCCAUUCUGAAUUUCGCGGUGGAGUGGCCGCGCGGGUGGGGCAAGCUAUCGUGCGUGUGUCGGAAGUGGCGCAAGUUGCUGAACUCACCGGUCGCCUGGGAGGGCCACCAUGUGCAGCUGGCGAAGCGGGAUAUUGUGGGGAUUUGGCCCCCGAUCUGCCACUUGGCCGCGGUGUGGGCCAGCGCCAAAAGCAUUCGCCUACCGGACCGCCUCGCGGCCGAAAGCGAGGAUAUCCUGUUGCGCGGGUUCGAGCGGAAAGAGGUAGUGCCACUCACGCGCGUGAAAGCCGCGCGCAGAGCCGCAAGAGCGAAGCGCAGAAAACUACAGGAGAAAGAACAACAACUUGCAGCGGCUGCAAUGGGAGAAGCAUCUUCAGCUGUGGCUCUGGCUUCUACUACUGCUGGUGUUGAAGACCGUGCGCCGGGUGCUGCUAUUUUAGGAACCGACGACCAUCCUGAUCCUCCGCAACAGCAACCGUCGAAAAUAAUGACUUCUGUAGAUAUAAUGAUUCGCACCGAAACGUCAGCGUCCAACACUGCUGAGCUGCCCGGCACCACUACAAGGCAGACAAUCACCAGCGGGACGAGUGCGCAAUUGCAGCAUCAACAUGUUGGCCCCGCGCUACUGCCUGGAACAAGCACAACUUCUAGACCUACGCCAGUGCAGCUACCACCUCUCGGGCACUACAAAGAUAAUUUGACGAAUAACGAAAGUAUCUUCCAGUGGGACAGCAGUGUGUAUCUGGAAGAUAACAGUCGACCGCCUUCGCCUAGCAAUCUGCUGCUGCCCGGCGGGGGAAGAAGAGGAGGGCAGCUGUCGCACUUGCUUUUGCAAGAAGAUGACAAAGAUGAACCUCUCUCGGAUGAAAGUGGUGUAACGGGUCCUCGUGCGGGAGAUGAUCGUCAGUACCCCAACGGUGCUCCUGCUGGUGCUGAAAGUAAUCUUUCAAGUAGUUAUCGCGACAACGAGUUAGUGUUCGAGCUCCACGCUCUACGACAGAUUUUUGAACACCGCUUGAACGCGCAGAGUAAUCCGAAGGACCAGACUACUUCUCUAGAAAAAACUGCGUCGCGGCGCCCGCGGAGAAGGAGCUCGCUGUAUUUGGAGGGCGACGUUAUGUCCGACGCAGAGCAAAUGCUGGAAAGAGACGACUUCGCGAGCACCUUUGGGAGCGGGUUGGACACUAGCUUUACGAAGACUCAGUUGAGUUUUCCCAAGCUCCAAGAGGUUUUUGACCACGUAGUGUUGGAUUAUCUGUGCAUCGACGCCUCCACUCUCGCGUACGACACAAGUGGGCUUAUGUCGCUCGAACUUGGAAAUUUAUCCGGACGCGGCUCUUCUACUGUGGCUGGCGGUAGCUUUUUGACAGCAGGGGAUUUUUUGUCACAUAAUGCGCAACAGGAAAGACAGAGAAUCCCCUCCGACCGGCCGCCACUCACUGCGCGAGUGCUAACAGUGCACAGUUGCGAAAUGCAGGCAAUGGACGACGCGGCUGGCACACCACAACAUGGUAGUUCAGCUUCGAGGACACCCGCUCAUACAAAUCAUCUUCAACAACAAGCACCUACUACAAGUUCGACCGGUAAUAUUCUUCUGCACGUCGGCGCGCCGUCUUUGAACACCGGGGAAGGAACGCCAGCAGUGUCUGAGAUGAAACACACUGAACAGCCGGAGCAGCAGACCACGACCUUUUCGAGUCUUUUGUUUCAGAAAAUGAUGGCCGCCUCGGAGCAACCGGACCAGCGCGCGCGACUCCUUCUGCCCAUCGAGCUGCGGAAUCAGCUGCCGCUCCUCACGGGCUCCUGGUACGAUUUUAAGAAUCACGAGCAAAGCGUCGACGUGCCGUCGCCCCGCCGGUGCACGGCGCUGCGGACGCCGGAAAGCUCCAAGGGCUUCGGUGUGCUCGUCGGUGCGCAGUGCCUUCGGCGCCGCCUGCAGGCGGAAGUGCGGUACGGAACAAAUUGGGCAGUAGCUGGUGCAAACGAAGCAGGAGAGGAGGCCGCGCUCGCGUCAUCACACUCGGAUCAUCAAGGGGCCACUACCAAAACUCGGAAAGUAAAACCUUUUCAAGUCGCCUUCGCGGAGUUCCGCCGGUUCCGGUUGUUCCUGGAGCACUGGUCAGACGGGUGCCGCCUGGACAUCGGCGUCACGCAGGUCGCACCCCAGGAGCAAAGGACAAAAAUUCGGUUUGCGGAGGACCUACUCGGCUGCUGGAUCGUGGAAGCCACCGGCUUGCUCGUUGGCUCCCACCCGGGCGUACGGCUGCGCUCGCCCUCGUGGAACGCAGGCUUUCUACGGCAGGGGGACGUGCUCGAGUGCCGGAUCUACAAGGAGUCCGGGGAUCUGGAGCUCUGGGUCAACGGGGUGCGGCGGGGCGUGUGGCAGGCCAAAAUUCGCAAGUCGCCGCAUCUCUACCCGGUGGUGGACCUGUUCGAGCACCAGGGGGAGAGGUUGCGGGUGGUAUUGUUGCAAGAGUGAUGUUGAAUAAGAGUACACUCGGCUGCUCGCAGUUCUAAUUCUGAAAGUAUCCUACAUGCUGACUCCUCGAAAGCUUGCAUAAUGUAGUACGGAAAGAUAUAAUAGCGAUCGAUCUUACUUCGACGACGUUUCAAAUGAAUUGAUGAAAAUUCAAAAUUG